AUGGCCACUGUAUAUGAAACGUUUGAGGAGUGGAGGUUUUUCAGGUUUGAUUGGUCUGAGAUGAGUUGGGUUUUGCAAGAAAGAUUGGGAGAGUGGUCAUUAUUUGCAGGUGGUACUUCUUUUUUAGUGCCAGCAGUGGAGGGUAGGGAAUAUUUAGCAGAGAAAAUAUAUUACAAUAUUUUUGGCAUGAUUGAAGUCUAUAGCUUGGAUGAUAGUUUACUCUAUGAGUUGAAGUUUACCAGACUGAAUUAUUCCACUGCG
Molecule: messenger RNA, 261 nt
Organism: Ilex paraguariensis (yerba mate)
Lineage: Eukaryota; Viridiplantae; Streptophyta; Magnoliopsida; Aquifoliales; Aquifoliaceae
Source: the annotation of a GenBank genome assembly